AUGUCAGAAAAUAGAAGAGCUUCUGAAGGUGUAACAAACCCUGCCUUCACACCAGAUGAUGAAAACACUGAAAACGUUUCUUCCCAUCGAUACAGUAUUGACGGAAUCGAGCCGACGCCUGAGACGUUGCAAAUGAGGAGACUGUCAGUUUUUGCAGAGGAAAUGCCAAAUAAUUUGACAAACCUGCGAUCGCGUUAUUGCGAUACAACAAUCUUUCGAAAUAAAAACUUUGGUCUUUUGCUGGCCAUUUACUUGCUAUGGGCAGUUGGGGAUUCGUUGCUGAUAUAUUUGCCGGCAUAUGCUGAAAGCCUGGAACUGAGUCGAGAAGAAGGUGCUAUGAUUAUGUCAAUUUAUGGAAUCGUCUCCACCUUAAGCCAGAUUUUAGCAGGCUUCCUGGCUGAUGUCGUACACAUCCCGAUAAGUUAUCUUCUGUUUUCGGCUGUCUUUGGCAUGUCUUUGAGUAUAUUAGCCAUUCCUUUUUGCCAAACAUUCACAACACUCGCUUUAAGCACGACCGGAUAUGCCACCGGAUAUAGUUUUGGAAUCGCGCUUCGUAUUGUACUCAUUGCAGCAAUUCUUGGAAUUGAUAAAAUAUCCGAGACAUACAGCAUUGUAUCAAUUUUCAUUGGAAUUGGGUAUAUAGUAUACCCUAUCGUUAGUGGACAUCUUUAUGAUUUCACCCGUUCUUUUCCCGUCAUCUUCUACGUGGAUUCUGCCAUUGCCUUCCUGGGAGCCAUCUUAUCGUGUGGAAUCAUUUAUGCACAAAAGAAGGGGAAAUUCAUCAAUAAAUAA
Molecule: messenger RNA, 792 nt
Organism: Acanthosepion pharaonis
Lineage: Eukaryota; Metazoa; Mollusca; Cephalopoda; Sepiida; Sepiidae
Source: the annotation of a GenBank genome assembly